Messenger RNA from Ectocarpus sp. CCAP 1310/34, 1210 nucleotides. The record is from the annotation of a GenBank genome assembly. NCBI's taxonomy places the organism in Eukaryota, Phaeophyceae, Ectocarpales, Ectocarpaceae.
CCCCCACGAGCCUCUGCUGCUCUCUUGCCCUCUGUCCGCGAAGACACCAUGGCCCAGGCCGCAGCGGGUAACGUUCUCCGUGCAUCACUGUUUGCCAUGCCGGUGGCGUUGGCGUUCCAUGACGUCGUAGGGUCCCCGGUGCAAGUGGAAGGGAGGUCGAUGCAGCCGGCGAUCAACCCGCACUUGGGACCAGAGAGCCAACAAGGCGGAAGCCUGGACGUGGUGUGGCAAGACAAACUGAGCAUCUCGAGACACAUCUACGAGCGAGGCUCCAUCGUCGUCUUCAGGAAUCCCUUCGACCCGAAAGAGCGGGUCGUGAAGCGACUGAUCGGCGUCGAUGGCGACUGGGUGCGACCAAGGGGCAACAAGCACAACCUGAUGAGAGUGCCGGAGGGAUACUGCUGGGUAGAGGGUGACAAUCACGGGGUCAGCGGAGACAGCAACCAUUUUGGACCGAUACCGCUGGCGCUCAUUGAGGCAAAAGCGACCCACGUUUUGUGGCCACCAGGAAGAAUGCGCAGGCUGGGCCAAGAUUUGCCGGUAAUCCACCGCGGUUUGAAUCCAUCCCAAGCGUGACAGAGCGGGCGCCACUUGUGCUUAUUCUCUUUGUGUUCCGAAGGGGGGGUCCCAAGGGAAGACGCACAGACGUGGUAAACAGAGGAGUAUAUAUACGGCUUGGGAGCAGCGAUUCACUGGCGGAGUUUGGAUAUGACGUGCGGCUUUUUUGCUGAGGGUACAGAAAGAGCCCAUUCGCUCGUGUUCGCUUCUGGUGGCGCACGGCUCUUGUGCUGCUAAAUAAAGGUACAGGGCUACUUCGCUUUAGCCGAUCGAUGUAUUGGGCUAUGGCCGCCCUUGAUUGUUUUGUUAAAACAUCCAACUCGAGGUGUUCAUGGAUGAGACGAAGAAAACGUGUUGUCGUUGUUGUCGUGCUCAUUUGCUACUUCUUCGUUCUUGAUAGCUGAGAGCGCGAGCCAUAACGUCAAAGGGUAGCUCUAAGGAUAAGGGUUCGGCCCUUUUGCUGAACCGCUGCAAGUUUGUGAUUUGACCGAUGGAUUAUUUUCCGUGAGCGGUAUGCCCGUAUGUUCCUGCAACUGGCCAGAGUUGUCUGAAUCAUCCCCCCCCCACAGUGUUUGCCAUCGGGGUUGGGUUUUCGUCGCUUGGCAACGACGUUGACGUUGUAAAACAAGCCAAUUCACUUCGUGAACUCGGC